AUGCGUACCUCCGCCUUCGCUGCUAUUAUCGGCUUUGCCGUCUACGGAUGCCAGGCCAGCGCCGUUCACAUCCCCGGCAACAUCCCCGGCAACCUCCCCGGCAACUGGCCCGAUAACUGGUUCGACAACUGGUUCGGCAGACUCGGCCACUUCCCCGAGAAUCCAUGUGAAUGGGUUGGCGGAACUUGUGACGCAGUCACUCUGGGCUUUUGCAAUGGAAUUAACGAUGCUAGAAUUGAAUUGCCUUGUGGCGGUCGCGGACUGGUUGGUGUUGGCUGCUGCUGGCACGGAGAGCCGAGGGUCUAA
Trichoderma atroviride IMI 206040 is the source of this 306-nucleotide messenger RNA. RefSeq lists its product as uncharacterized. NCBI's taxonomy places the organism in Eukaryota, Fungi, Ascomycota, Sordariomycetes, Hypocreales, Hypocreaceae. The record is from RefSeq and is a predicted model, not a curated record.